CGUAAGAAUUCUCUCAGCUCCAUCAAAUUACAGGCUGUUCUUCGCUAUUUGAUGGCAAAAGGAAGGAACUUGCUUACAAGUCUGGAAUUCUGUUUGAUGAUUUUUUCUGGCUCACAAGUCAUCUUCACAAGAAAGGGGAAGAGAAUUAAUCAAUUGAAAAUUAGACAAGGGCAGACAGAGGGGUGCCUGCCAUCCACCCAACCCAUCUCGUACAUGCUUCGAUUUUACUACUGUAGUAUACAGUGACCCUAUUGUCGUCAUCGUCUGGGCUCGGAAGAAGCCCGCAUUUGGUAAUGCGGUGUAGUGUUUGGAGGGGAAUUCGUCAGAUUUGGAGGUUGGGAGUGAGGAUUUGGGAUUGCGGGAGCUCUUUGCAGGUAAUUUAGGGUUUUCUUUUGAAAGGGGGAUCUGUUGCUGGACGCAAUUUUAUCUGUUGGAAUGGGGAUUUUGAGUUCGAGAUCUGGCAACUGAGGGUGAAUACUGUGUUGUCUGAUUCAAUUAAAGGUUGCGUCGACAGUUUAAAGGAAUGGCUUCUGAUCUCAAUGCCGGACUAUCACAGAAUGCCGGCGUUCUGGGCCUCAAAGUUUGGGAAAUCAUUGGAAUAAUCGUCGGUAUAUUGAUUGUGGUUAUCCUCUUCGCGCUAACCUUCUAUUUAACUUCGCGGAAGAAAUUAAGAAGGGCGCAAGAAAAGCUUCCCGUUAGCCAAAUCCCCACCAUAUCCAAGGAAAUAAAAGAAGUAAGAGUAGAGCAUGUGUCGACAAAUGAAUUUGUCCCGCGCGACGGGAUUCUUCUCACAAUUCACGACAAAUCGAGCGACAAGGAAUCCGACAAAGUUCUGGUCCAUUUGGAAAUGCCCAAAGCCAAGAAUGCAGACAACAGCAGCCAAUCAGGCUCGUUCCAUCACGUCGACUGCGGAUCGCAAUCAGGCGAAGAGGGCAGCUCGGGAACUUUCAUGGGCUGCAAGCCGUCCUCGUCAUCUCAUCCAAUAACGGCUCCUUCUCCCUUGACCGGACUGCCCGAGUUUUCUCACUUGGGCUGGGGCCAUUGGUUUACUUUACGAGACCUCGAACUUGCGACCAACAGAUUUUCGAAGGAGAAUGUUAUCGGGGAAGGCGGUUAUGGCGUUGUUUACCGAGGGCAGCUUAUCAAUGGAACUCCCGUUGCCGUUAAGAAGCUCCUCAACAAUCUAGGUCAAGCAGAGAAAGAAUUCCGAGUGGAGGUCGAGGCAAUUGGCCAUGUCAGGCACAAGAACUUGGUCCGACUUUUGGGAUAUUGUAUUGAAGGAACUCAUAGGAUGCUCGUCUAUGAAUACGUCAACAAUGGGAAUCUAGAGCAGUGGCUUCACGGGGCAAUGCGUCAGCACGGUUUUCUUACAUGGGAAGCCCGAAUGAAGGUUCUCCUCGGCACGGCUAGAGCCCUCGCAUAUCUGCACGAGGCAAUCGAACCGAAAGUGGUCCACAGAGACAUAAAAUCGAGCAACAUACUGAUUGACGACGAAUUCAACGCUAAAGUCUCAGAUUUCGGUCUGGCUAAGCUGCUCGGCGCCGGAAAAAGCCACAUCACUACUCGGGUCAUGGGUACCUUCGGAUAUGUGGCUCCCGAAUAUGCAAACACGGGACUUUUAAAUGAAAAGAGCGACGUCUAUAGCUUCGGGGUUUUGCUAUUGGAAGCAAUUACGGGGAGGGAUCCGGUCGACUAUGGACGACCCGCACCUGAGGUUAAUCUGGUGGACUGGCUGAAAAUGAUGGUCGGGAGCAGGCGAUCGGAUGAGGUUGUGGAUCCAAAUAUCGAUACGAGACCAUCGACACGAGCCCUCAAAAGAGCUCUUCUUACUGCUUUGAGAUGCGUCGAUCCUGACUCGGACAAAAGACCCCGGAUGAGCCAAGUUGUUCGGAUGCUCGAGUCGGAAGAAUAUCCUAUACCGAGAGAGGAUCGGAGGCAGCGAAGGACCCGAGCGAGCAGCAUUGAGAUCGAGUGCCAACGCGAUAACUACGACACGGAUAAAAGCGACGGUCAGGAUUUAACGUCGGAGAGUAAAAGGAAGUCUUGAUAACAUGUGAAAAUUAUUUUGAAGGAGAAGGGAUGAAGAAGGGAUUUGGGGGCAUUGCUGAAGCCUCCAGUAGUAGAGACAUAUGUAUGUAGCUGGUAGAUUUUUAUUUUUAUUUUUUUCUAAAUUUAAUUUUCUGACGAGUAUCUUCUUCUCCAUAUAUAUCUGGUCUGGUUUGGUGUGUUUAAUUCUUGUGAACGAAUAUAGGUAGAUGAUUGGUUGUGUUUAUGGAAAUAGUGUACGUUAUAUAUGUGGAUGGAUCCUGACAUUUUUAUUUUAUUUUUUAUUUUUUA
Messenger RNA from Andrographis paniculata, 2337 nucleotides. RefSeq names its product probable receptor-like protein kinase At5g18500. The transcript is spliced from 9 exons. Gene Ontology annotation, biological process: protein phosphorylation. The record is from RefSeq and is a predicted model, not a curated record. Lineage: Eukaryota; Viridiplantae; Streptophyta; Magnoliopsida; Lamiales; Acanthaceae. Bases 524 to 2047 code for a protein of 507 amino acids. Gene Ontology annotation, molecular function: ATP binding; protein kinase activity.